AAAGUGUUCACUAUAUUAAGUUGCAUUAAACAAUAACAAUAUGAAAAGAAAAACAAGUGAAAUCUGGUGCUUCUUUCGGGCAGUUGAUGACACAUUUGCCCUGUGUAACAUAUGCAAGGCCAAGUUGUCCUACAAAACGACAACAACCAAUUUAAGUAAACACAUGAACAGAAUGCACCCAAACGCAAAUGUUUCGGGAUCGGCACAGAAUCGCAAGUAUAAAAUGAUGCCCCAGCUGAAUGAUCGCCAUCGAGGCAAACCUCGAAACCCUGCGCAGGAGUUAAUAUUACUUAACUUCAUAAAGAAACAUCCCGUUCUACUGCAAAAUCCUUCAUGGGACACGCGCAAUGCAUUCGAAUCGCUUUGGGACCAACUCACGUUGGAGCUAAAUGGUAGUGGACCGCCACAAAAAGACGUGGCGACUUGGAAAAAGGCUUUGAAGGACUGGAAAAGAUUUAUAAUCAAGAAAGUGGAAAAAAAUGAAAUGCACAAUAUUCCCCUAGCAACCGGUCUAAGCUCCGCAGAGGAAACUAUAGCUAGUUUGUGUCGUUUGAACGAUGAUGUCAGCCAAAUUAUAAUGAAUGCAUCCGAGGAUGACCUACAAGACAAUUCCAAUGCUACAUUUGACAUGGAAGACGUCGAAGACGUUGUGCCUGAGGAGGAAGAUCAUAGCGCUCUGCAAGAUGCUUCCGGAUUCGCCUAUGAGCCAGAAGAUUCAAAAGCCGAAAUUGAUAUUGACCCACUUUUCUUACAGAGUGGCAAAAGUUCGAAAUUUGGGGCGAGAGCCAUUAAAAAAGAACUUGAAAUAAUGACUAAACAAAUCAGUUUGGUCAGUGAUGUUGCGAGCAGUACGCAACUAGCGCUAAGUGAAUUUUGCGCGCUUUAUAAACAAAAAUUAAUUGAAAACAAGAGGCACCACUCAGUAAUUGAGCAAUUGAUGGCGGAAAAAAUAGAAUUAAAAAAAAAGCUCUUGGAAAUUGAGCAACGGAAAUUGUCGCUGAAAUGACGAGAUUUUAUCUAUCAGUUACCAAUAUAAUUUUUUGCAUAUAAUUAGAAAAUAAUUAAGGUGAAUUUCAUGAUACGCCUUUAAGUAAGUAGUUUGUAAUUCAACAUGUUGUGUCUAAAUACAAAAUGUUUUAAACCAGUCAAUUUAGUGAAGAUAAAUUUAUUUGCAUUCAUGUCAAAUCAAAAGUUGCAUUUUAUCUUAAAUUC
This is a messenger RNA of Drosophila novamexicana, 1212 nucleotides long. RefSeq lists its product as uncharacterized. The record is from RefSeq and is a predicted model, not a curated record. Gene Ontology annotation, molecular function: DNA binding. Bases 41 to 1006 code for a protein of 321 amino acids. NCBI's taxonomy places the organism in Eukaryota, Metazoa, Arthropoda, Insecta, Diptera, Drosophilidae. The transcript has 2 exons.